Molecule: messenger RNA, 693 nt
Organism: Cydia amplana
Lineage: Eukaryota; Metazoa; Arthropoda; Insecta; Lepidoptera; Tortricidae
Exons: 1
Coding region: 1-693 (230 amino acids)
Cellular component (GO): nucleus
Source: RefSeq, a predicted model, not a curated record
AUGGAAAACUCAAAAAAGCAAGACUCCUUCUUCUUGAAGGGCAAGAAACUAAAUGGGAAUAAAUUUAAUAACAAGGUGAGACCAGAAGAAAAUUACGGCAAUAAUGAUUUUAAAGGUAAAGUUCAAAAUUUCAAACAAGACUUCAUAGGAAAACGUCAGCAGAAUUUUGACCAGAUCCGUGUCCAAAAAGACAACAGUGAUGAAAAGAAGCCAUUCGAUAAAAAAACUUAUAGACUGAAAAAGUAUAGUAAAAAGUACAAGUUAGAGCAAUGGGAAGAACAGCGCAAGAAGCUCCUGCUCCGGAACCUGCAGAAAGACCUCAAAACUGACGAAGGCGCCGGUACAUACAAACCAAAAACGUUUGAUGAGGAUGCAACCGAUGGCCAAGAUGUCACAGGCCGAUUCGUCAAACAUCCAGAUUUGAUAGAAAAAGAAAACGCAGAAAGAGUGGAGAAAGAGAAAAAGAAACCAACUCUCACUGCCAGAGAGAGACACGAAAAGGUGAAGCAAGACAAGUUAGAGAAGCGACAGCAAGUGCAGAAGAUAAUUGAGGAGAAAAAGCAGAAAAUGCAAGAGUACAAGAAGCAAAAGCAGGAGAAGUUUAAGAAGUUAAGUAGGAAAACUAAGAAGGGGCAGCCGGUGAUGACCGGGCGCUUGGAACUGCUUUUGGAGAAGAUACAGAAGAACAAGUAG